This is a messenger RNA of Heterotrigona itama, 2850 nucleotides long. NCBI's taxonomy places the organism in Eukaryota, Metazoa, Arthropoda, Insecta, Hymenoptera, Apidae. The record is from the annotation of a GenBank genome assembly.
AUGAAACAAAAUAAAGUAGAAAUGUAAUAUUUUUAUUUUCGAUACUUAAAAACAUUUUACAAUUAAAGAAAGAAAAAUGCGUGAAGCUUUUAUAUUUAUUAAAUUUUGUAUAAUAUGUACAUUUUGUAUAUAUUUUGUUUAAUCCAAUAUCAUAUUACAACUAAUUUUUGAUACAAGUAUCAUUUUAAUCUACGAAAAUUAAUGAAUUAAUGUCUAAUAAUAUGUAUAGAUCAAUAUUUAUUUGCCUCCUACUCACAAAUGGGAGAUGAAGCGAAUGAAUAGGAUAUGUAUACUUGUUUAAUCUAGUCUAAACGUAUAACCAUAUUACCAAUUAAUUUCUCGUGUAUUGUUGUAAACAUAACCUAAGUGUAUAAUUCUAAAAAAUGUUAUGCAGAACAAUUUUUAACAUUAUCCGAAGAACAGAAUAUAUAAAUACGCAAAUGUCAUGUGCAUUAAGAAGCGUAUUAAAAUUAAGUUCUACGCCAUACAAUUUACUUAUAAAUUGUUCAAAUCCACAAAAUCUUAAUUCUAUGAUAUUCGUAAGAUUUAAGAGCAAAGGCAAUAUUUCAAAGAAAAGUAAGGAUGAAGAAUCAGACGAGGAAUCAGAUGAAGAUGAUUUUGAAACAGAAAUUGGUACAAAAAUAAUUGAAGUUACAGUACCUUCUCUUCGAUUGGAUGUUAUUGCCAAAAGCGGUUUUGGAAAGUCACGUGCGUCCAAAUUGGAGAUGAAAUAGAUCACAUUCAAGGACGAAAUCCUAAAAAUCCUGAGUAUUUGAUAAUAAAUCGAUGUGUAUUAAAAUCAGUCAGUGUGGAUCCAGAAACAGAUACUAUCAAAAUAAAGUUAGCUCAAAAUAAAUCCUUAUUAAUUGAAGAUUAUACAGACAAAUGGCGUGAGUCGUAAUAAAGUGUAAAAUUCAUUAAUAUAUAAUUUAUAUAAUAAAUGUAUAAUAGGUUUUAUAAAAAUAGAAUAAAGGAAUUUUUAAUAACAUGCAAGUUUUAAAAAUGACUUUUAAUGAUAUAACAACUAAAUUAUUUAAAAAAGAAAUUAUUUAUUAAAAUAGUUUCAUGUAAAAGUAUCUUACAUUUAUUUAUCUGACUUAAUAUUUAUUUUUGCUAGCGUGUUUUCUAUAAUUUUAUUACACUGCAAAAAAAAUACACUCUUUAAAAUUAUAUUGAAAGAAAACUAUAUAAAUUUUGUAUUAAAUUAAAAUAAAAUUCUAUUUACUUACAUAAGCUAUACAAAGUAUUCCAUUUGAAUAUAAGUUAUUUAAAUCUUCUAAUGCCUUUGUAAUAUCAGACAUACAUUUGAUUUUCUGAAAAAAAAGAGUAGGAUUUAAAUAUAUAAUAAUGCGUAAAUUGAUAAUCAAAAUAACAUUAUUAAAUUUUAAAUAAAAUAAAAUAUAUUUACCUUCAAAAUAAAUAUUGUAUCGUCAUCAUUUAAAAAUGGUAAAAGUGCAAGUGCUAAAUGUACUUGUUGGCAUUGAAGACAAUACUUUAUAAUAUUAGUGAAAUUUAACAUAUGUGUAACUGGACAUGAAUAUAAAAGUUGUAAAGCUUCGAUGCAGUCUUCAAUUUGUUCAGAGGUUGGAUUCAUAUCCAUUUUUCUAAAAGGUUCUGAAAUUAUUACUUCCCAUCCCAAUAGAUAUCCAUUAGAAUUUAUAAUGGCAUUUAUAUUCCGUAUUUGUAGUAAAAUUGUUUUUAAUUCAUUUAUCUGUAAAUAUGACAAAAAUGUAAAAUAUUAUUUUUAUAUAGUUUAAAAUAUUUUAAUUUAAAAUAAUAAGUUUUAUUAAUAAUUAACCAUUAAUAAUUUAGCUAAUUUAGUUAAAUUUUUAUCCCAGAGAGAAUAUUCAUAUAUUUCAAAAUCUAUGCAAAGUUGUGCGAUAAUAACAAGAGCUUGCGGCGAAUAACUUCGUGUUUUCCAUAGAAUUUGUAUAAGUUCAUGUUUUUGACACGUUUCAAAUGUACUUAUACUGUAACCUACUCCUAAUGAUUCCAAUUUACUUAUAUAUUUCAAAGAUCUCAUGUAAUUUCUGAAAUAUAAAUAUUUGAAAAUAUUAUAUAAAAUAAGAGAAUUAAAAAUAUAAAAGAAUUAGAAAAUAAUAUUUACUUAAUUGUUUGGGCAUUACGUUUAGUUAAAUGUUCCAAUUUAACGGGAUGAACUAUAGUUUGUAACAUACGAAGAGCUCUAUAACAUGCUUCAGGACUAUAGUUUUCAUUUUUUUCAUCAAAAGCUAUAUUUAUAAGAAAAUUUGCUGAAAAUUCGAGAUCUCCAUAUUCUAAAAUAUAGCAUGCUCUGGAAAUUUUUUUAUCAAUGUUUAGAUAUUUUACAUAAUAUAUACAAAAAAAGAAUAUUUCAAAUAUACUGAUAUACCUCAAUAAAUUAUCAUCAGAAUUUGAAUUUGAUUCGAAAUUUGUUGUUGCUGAAAAUGUAUCUGUUAUACUUCGAUUAAGUUUUAUAUAUUUAGUAUCUGGUUGUAGCCAUUCCUGUACUAAUUCCAUCCGUAAUUUAAUCAUAUUGAUAGAAAAUAACUGACUGAUAGAAUUAACUGCAGAAUUUAUAUCAGGUCUAUGAUCAAUAACACAUCGAUAUCUUUGAGGAAUACUUUCAUCUGCAUAUAGUUCACGAACUAGUUUAUUUGGAUUCCCGAUUAAUGACAAAUAAUUUUUAUUUUUCAAGCCAUAUACAUGUAAAAUAUGUUCCGAUGUAAAUCGUAAAUAUUUGAAUUUGAUUUUCUGAAACAACACAGAAAUGUUAAGUUAAUAUAUUAAUAAAAUUGUAAGAAAUAAAAUAAAAAAUAUACUUCUAGCAUUCCAUCUUCAAACAUUGUAGAUUUCUGGGCUGAUAGCUGA